UUUCGUAUUUGAUCUUUUUUCUUUCUUUUUUUUUUUUUUUUGGGAUUUUGCAUCCUUUCCCCCGCUUCACAUCCAUGGCGAUAUUGAAUUCCCAUUUCAGCUUCCAGACUGAGGGCGGCCAGCCGGCACUGGCUCUGGGGGGCCACCCAAACUGGUACUCACGGGGAACAGGGAUCUACAGCAGCAUUUACCCUUCCGUUCCCCUUCCCACAGACCCAUUUCUCGACGUUGUUUCAUUUGUUUUCUCUCACCGGCAUAAUGGGAUCUCAGCUCUCACUGAUUAUUCAUCUGGGUGUUCAAUAUCUUACUCGAAGUUGCUGCUUUUAGUCCAACACAUGGCCUCCGGUCUCCACCACAUGGGUGUGUCUAAGGGCGACAAUGUCCUGCUUUUAUUGCCCAAUUCAGUCUACUUUCCUAUCGUGUUUCUUGGUGUUCUUUCUUUGGGUGCAAUUGUUACCACCAUGAAUCCGCUUAGCAGUAUGCCAGAAAUCAAGAAGCGGAUUCUUGAUUGUGGCGUACGUUUAUCUUUCACUGGGUUUGAAAAGGUUGAGAAAUUAAAGAUUCUGGGGAUUUCUGCCAUUGGGGUGCCGGAAACCAUGAACUUUGAUCAGACCCAAGUUCAUUUUUCAACUUUUUAUGAUCUUAUUUCUGGCAAUUAUGGUAUGCCUCCUAAACCUGUAAUCAGGCAGCAAGAUACGGCGGUAAUUAUGUAUUCAUCGGGUACAACGGGCGUUAGCAAAGGGGUCGUCUUAUCCCAUGGAAAUUUCAUAGCAAUGGUGGAGGUUUUCGUGCGGUUUGAGGCUUCACAGUAUGAAUAUUCACCUUCAACAAACGUGUACUUAGCUGUUCUUCCAAUGUUCCAUAUAUAUGGGCUUUCUCUUUUCGUGCUGGGAUUGUUGUCCUUAGGAUCUAGCAUUGUUGUGAUGAGGAAAUUCGACCAUGGUGAAGUGGUGAAAGCCAUCGGUAGGUAUAGAGUCACUCAUUUUCCUGCUGUUCCACCAAUACUUAGGGCACUGUCAGAGGAAGCGAAAGGUGUUGGAGAAAAUGACUUAGAGAGUCUGAAACAGGUUUCUUGCGGUGCAGCUCCCUUGAGCAGGAAAUACAUAGAUGAAUUUCUUCAGGUUCUUCCUCAUGUUGAUUUGAUUCAGGGUUAUGGCCUGACUGAAUCGACAGCAGUAGGAACUCGUGGCUUCAAUACUGCAAAAUUUCAGAAAUAUUCUUCGGUGGGACUUCUGGCACCAAACAUGCAAGCUAAAGUGGUGGACUGGAAUUCUGGAUUUUGCAUGCCUCCUGGUAGCUUUGGCGAGCUCUGGCUAAGAGGGCCGGGAAUUAUGCGAGAAUACUUCAAAAAUCCAGAGGCAACGAUGAUGACAGUUGACAAAGAUGGUUGGCUUCAUACAGGUGACAUUGUUUGUUUUGACAAAGAUGGCUAUAUACACAUAUCUGAUCGCAUUAAGGAGGUCAUAAAGUACAGGGGCUUUCAGAUUGCUCCGGCUGAUUUAGAGGCUAUACUGAUUUCUCACCCUGAGAUACUCGAUGCUGCUGUAACAGCUGCCAUUGAUGAAGAACGCGGGGAGAUCCCUAUUGCAUUUGUUGUGAGGCGGCCAGGCAGCCUGCUCUCGGAGGAAGCUGUCAUCAACUAUGUAGCCGAGCAGGUUGCACCUUACAAGAAAGUAAGAAAGGUGAUUUUUGCGCGCUACAUACCAAAGUCUGCAGCUGGAAAGAUCCUCAGAAGAGAACUCAGGAGCUUAUUGAAGUCUAAACUUUAGAAUUUGAAUCUCUUUUAUUUUCUCUUUAUUUUGAAAAUGAGUUGUUUUAUAUUUGGUUUUUAUUUUAUUUUAUUAUCCUUAAUUUCUAUACUAAACUAAUGGGUUGUAUACCAGAUUAAAAAUACAUUUCUUAUUUUUCAAAUGAAUAAUAAAAUUGGAAUUCAUAC
Messenger RNA from Rubroshorea leprosula, 1936 nucleotides. The record is from the annotation of a GenBank genome assembly. NCBI's taxonomy places the organism in Eukaryota, Viridiplantae, Streptophyta, Magnoliopsida, Malvales, Dipterocarpaceae.